AUGUCGAAUCCAGAAACUCCAGUGACACCAGCCGACUCGCAGCCGGAAAUUCCUCUCAGAAACCCCUCCACCCAACCGUCCUCGCCGAUGAGCGAUGCAGCCGAGCCGGAACCCAAGUCUUCCUCCGAUAUGGAAGUCGACUCGAAGCCAGAGAAGGAUGCGGAUGCCAUGGAUGAAUCUGAUGACAUCGAAGGCAUGGAUGUGAAGGCCAAAGCCCUGAUGCAUCUCCUGAGCACCAGUGAAGUCUUUGUCGCUAUCAUGGCCGACAAAAUGAAGAAACAGCAAGAAGAAGCACGGUUGGAAGCUGCCAAACUCCAGCAACAACAAAAUGAAAAGGACAAUGGUCCCAGGAAAUCCACAACGGCCGAGCCGACUGGGAGGCGACAGACCCGUACAAGUGCGAGACACGAAACAGCCCAAGAGCCACCUUCGGCAGAGACCGCCAAAGCUCCUGAACAGGGUCCAGCGAAGUCAAAAAGGGGCCGAUCAAAGGCUGCGAAAGGAGCCAACAGCAUCUCGAGCUACUUCAAGAAAGCAGACGUAAAAGUUCCGGACAAUAACCCUACGGUCCAGGAGGCCCUUGAACAUGCAGCGGAUGAAUACGAGACCAAGCCCACCGUCCUGGGUGGACAGGAGCUCGUUGCAACCCAACAGCCUGAGCUAGUGACCGGGGGCAAAAUGAGACAGUACCAGCUCGAAGGACUGGAAUGGCUGAAGUCGUUGUGGAUGAACGGACUUUGUGGAAUCCUUGCUGAUGAGAUGGGUCUGGGGAAAACAGUGCAAGCUAUCUCCCUGAUUGCUUUCUUCAAGGAAAAGAAGGUCUCAGGACCCUUCUUGGUUGCGGCUCCUCUGAGUACUGUGAGCAAUUGGGUGGAUGAGUUCGCCCGUUGGACUCCAAGCAUCAAGACGGUACUGUACCACGGAUCGAAGGACGAACGCGCGGAAAUCAGGAGGAAAUACAUGAACUUGAAGGACCAAAGAAGUAUGGACUUUCCGGUCGUCUGUACCUCCUAUGAGAUCUGCAUGAACGAUCGGAAGUUCCUUGCGCAAUAUCAAUGGCGCUAUAUCAUUGUGGACGAGGGACACCGUCUGAAGAACAUGAAUUGUCGACUCAUCAAAGAACUACUCACGUAUAAUUCGGCAAAUCGUCUCCUAAUUACCGGAACACCAUUGCAGAAUAAUAUCACGGAGCUGUGGUCACUUUUGCACUUCCUGCUUCCCGAGAUCUUCAAUGAUCUCAACAGCUUCCAAAGUUGGUUUGAUUUUUCGUCCAUGUUGGACAACAGUGGCCAAGCAGAUGUUCUGGAACGCCGAAAGCGCACUCUUGUUUCCACCAUGCAUUCGAUCCUCAAGCCAUUUCUCUUGAGGCGUGUCAAGACCGACGUGGAGACCUCCCUUCCCAAGAAGCGGGAGUACAUCUUGUAUGCGCCUCUAACGGCCGAGCAGAAGGAGCUUUACCGUGAAAUACUAAACGGGACGGGUCGGCAAUACCUAGAGGAGAAAGCCAGGGAGCGUUUGACGGCUAAAAACGAAAUACUGUCGCGUUCAAGCAGUUUAAAACGCAGUGCGGACAGCAGCCGGGCUUCCACACCUAACAAGAGCCUGAAGUCCAGCCGCGACUCCACUCCUGCGAGUACGACAAGCUCGAUCCGCAGACGCAGAGGACCGCAAAGCUAUAAAGAGUUAAGUGAUCGUGAAUUCAACUCGAGAUUGCGGAAGAUCGAGCGAGGAUUUGACGAGGAUUUGAAUGUCGCUGAAGGCAACGAUAGCCAAGUCGAGACGGACCUGGAGGAGAUCGAAAGAGCCAAGACUAUCAAACUCGCGAAAAUAGCCCAGAAGAAAAUGCAGAAUCCAGUGAUGCAAGCUCGACUUGCUUGCAAUUCUCCGCAUAACUUCUACUGGCCCUGGGGCGAGGACCCUGCAGAUAUUGACGAAUCUCUUGUCACGGCAUCAGGCAAAAUGCUGCUCUUGGAUCGUCUGGUCUCCUGCCUUCUCAAGAAGGAACAUAAAAUUCUCAUCUUCUCCCAGUUCAAAACGCAGUUGGAUAUCCUUCAAGACUGGGCCACCCAGCUCCGCUCCUGGAAUUGUUGCCGGAUUGACGGCGCCAUCAGCCAGAGUGACCGACGAGAGCAGAUCAAGGCGUUCAAUACCGAUCCAAAAUUCAAGAUCUUCCUCCUGAGCACGCGUGCUGGUGGCCAAGGCAUUAACCUUACGGCCGCUGAUACAGUGAUUCUGUACGAUUCGGACUGGAACCCUCAGCAAGAUCUCCAGGCGCAAGACCGUGCUCACCGCAUUGGUCAAACUAAACCGGUGAUUGUUUAUCGUUUAGCCACAAAGGGUACGGUGGAACAGACGUUGCUUGAGAAGGCGGAUUCAAAACGACGUCUCGAGAGGUUAGUCAUUCAGAAAGGGAAAUUUAAGAGUCUUCUGGACUCCAGCUCCGCACUGAGCGCGAGCGACGUUGAUGAUCUGAGGAAGGCCCUGGGAGAGCAUGAGUUCGAGCGCUUUGAGACUGGAACAGACCCAAACGCUCUACUAUCUCAGCAAGACCUCGACAUCCUGACAGACCGAAGUGAAGAGGCAUACGCUCGGGCCGAAAAGGGCCUAGACCAGAACGAACAAAUGUUCAAGACUGUGGAGACGAAGAGGGACGGCAAUGGACUCAUGGCUCUUGCCGGCAACUGA
Molecule: messenger RNA, 2685 nt
Organism: Aspergillus terreus NIH2624
Lineage: Eukaryota; Fungi; Ascomycota; Eurotiomycetes; Eurotiales; Aspergillaceae
Product: putative SNF2 family helicase/ATPase PasG
Exons: 4
Coding region: 1-2685 (894 amino acids)
Biological process (GO): lymphocyte proliferation; DNA methylation-dependent constitutive heterochromatin formation; pericentric heterochromatin formation
Cellular component (GO): nucleus; pericentric heterochromatin
Molecular function (GO): ATP binding; chromatin binding; ATP-dependent chromatin remodeler activity
Source: RefSeq, a predicted model, not a curated record